GCGUUCUCUAUCCCGGCAGCUACUGGCAUUUGACGGCUUCGUUGGUGUUCUCCAAGGUCCUCUACAUCGACUGUGACAGCAAGGUCGGCAAGUUUUUCCAAGAUGAGCCGCUGCUGGAAUGGGUGAAGGAGCACAAAGACUAUGCGACCAAACCGGAAAUCGACUUUCGCCAGCAAAACUUUGAACGCCUGGACGUUGCGGAGGGGAGCUUCGACCUGCUUAUCUCCAUGAGCGCUGGCAUUGUCUCGAAGCCCUGCGGCCGAUACGUCAAGCGCGGAGGCUAUUUUCUGGUGUCCGAUGCCCACUUCGAUGCGCGCACCACGGCGCUGGAUCCGCGCUUCAAGCUCGUUGCAGUCUACAACCCGGAGACGAAGAGGCUCGAGACGAAAGACCUUGAAUCUUGCUUCAUGACGACUGCGGGCGAGAAGAUCUCUGCUAACCAG
This is a messenger RNA of Symbiodinium necroappetens, 443 nucleotides long. The record is from the annotation of a GenBank genome assembly. Lineage: Eukaryota; Dinophyceae; Suessiales; Symbiodiniaceae.